Messenger RNA from Somion occarium, 1831 nucleotides. NCBI's taxonomy places the organism in Eukaryota, Fungi, Basidiomycota, Agaricomycetes, Polyporales, Cerrenaceae. The record is from the annotation of a GenBank genome assembly.
CCCGGACCGGUUGAAGUACAUUCACCACCAUCUCAUUCAACUUUCGACUCGGAGCUAAGAGAAUUUACAUAGGUUAUCCGAGGAGGCGCUUUAUUUUGUACCUACCACGUGGAUGCUAGGGACAAGAUGUUGAACAAGGAACAUUGGCGACGAUGCCUAUGGUGAGACACGAUCGGGACGCCCUAAAUAUGGGGAGCCCUCUAUUCUGCGUCCCCUCUGUUCCAAAAACCAUCUCAACUGCACUUUACGCCAUCCCCCGUUGAACAGAGGCAAGAUGCCACCACUGAGGCGAUCGAGGCGUCUAGCUUUGAGGGCCGAAGCAUUAAUAGUCAAACCACUCAAUUUUCCCUCGGAGUUGCAAGACAUGAUCCUUGACCAACUUUCAGAUGCUGUAUCUCUGCGUUCCUGCGCUCGCAUCAACAAACACUGGUCCACCGCCGCUCGACCUCACAUCUUUCGCGUCAUCAGGCUGGAUAGCUGGAGCAGGCUCGCUGAGCUCACCGAGAUCGUUAUGUCCGAUAGGAUCAUCGCGAAUUACAUACGCGAAGUUCGCCUCCGUGGGUCAAUUGAGGUCGAGGCUGAUGCACGCAAGAAGCAGGACGAUGAUUGGUGGAUAUACCAAUUCCCAUACAUGCUUGGUGGCCACCUCAAGUGUCUCAAGACCAUAGAGCUCUCCCAUUUUUAUCGCUCUACCAAUAUCUAUGACGAGGAGAGGCGGACGGAAGAACAGGAAAAAUUUGCAACUUGGGUUUACUCGUUAAGGACGCUCAAGAGGGUGGAAAACCUGAGUAUGAAGAAAUGUAUGAUGAGCAGUAAUGCGUUGACGGCUUUUAUGCGUUCAUUCCAACGACUCAUUAGAAUUGAACUCUGCGACGUCUUUGUCGAUAAUUCCGGCGAUCCGGAUGCCAUUUCGAUCCCCAGAGUGGACGGUACUGAAGCUCGAGAGGCAUAUGUCGAGGAUGCAGGAUUGUCCGGCUCUGCUGAACCAACUGUACUAUUCCCUCUCUCAUAUCCUGAACCACGACUGCGCGGGCUUGAUGUAGACCAAGACGAUGCUUCAACAUUCGCACCCUUCAAUUUCGACUACCAGAGUGGAUGGCUCCUUCCACGACAUAUUGUCUCUUCUUUGAAAGCCCUAGUCUUUGGCGGGAAGAUCGAAGUAGUUCCGUUUACUAGGUUUAUUUCCGAUUUAUGUCCGUGUCCGUCGGUGGAAUACGUUGGAUGUAGCAUAUAUGAGCUUGAUUUCUUAUCCGGAAUUGACCUAUCUGGAUUUCCGAAUCUCAACAGGCUAUGGUUCAACCUAGGAUUCUUUAAAAACACAACUGUUGCCAUUUGUUCCAUCCUUUCUCGACUCCGUGGUUCGCAUCUGAAAGACAUUAUCUGCGUUGUUGAGCUGGAGGAGCUGGAUGACCUUGCUAGCAAUGUGGUUACACCACUGGACAGCCUUCUUUGCAGCGACGAAUUCAAGGAAUUAGAAUCCAUGGAAGUGGUACAUCUCUGCUAUCAUGCACCUCGAAAAGUCCGGCAGGCAGGCUUGAAGGCCUUUCCGGGACUCUCCAAACGCGGGGUCCUAAAAUUCCGUCAUCAUCCAGUACCGUAGCGCUUUUAGGUGCUCAAGUACGGGGACGACGAGUAUGGCUUCACAUAGGCCCAUCUAACCUACCAGACUAUCAGCCGAAUACUCACGCAGGAUAUGGUAGGGUCAGAUGAAAGUAGACAUGCACUGUCAGCAUACAUAGAAUUUACAUUCCAUUAACAGCAUAUUCAUUUAUCCUAGGGGAUACCAUACACACUCCUGUCCGAACUGAAAAAUACAUGAAACAUGUCUGAU